GAACAGUCAACCGCUGCUCCACCGCCGUCGCAAUCCGUCGUCACACCACGUUCUCGGCAUCCACCACCGCCUCCACCGAUGGCCUGAUCCGGUUUUCGUCCCGCUCCUCGGCUUCUCGAUGCCCCAACGUCGCCUCUCACCUCCGACCUCUUCCAGCGCCCUCCCCGUUCCCGUACGGCCUCCUCCAACGACCUCACUAACUAGGCCACCCUGGUUACUGUCGAUGGGAACUAUAGCGAGCGCCCACGGCGUUGGCGCUGACGAGGAGGCCUCGAGAAUACGGAGAUGUGGCCUGACCGCUCGAGCUUGCUUCUGCUUUUCCAGGAACCACCAGCGUAAGUCUUCACCUAUGGUCUGAUUGUAUAUUUUUAGUUAUAUACAAAUUUUGCAAAUCUUUGUGAAUCAUCCCCUCUCGCGAGCACCUCGAUGUUGUCUCGCAGGUCCAACGCCUUCAUAGCCUCCGGCCACCUGCAGCAACCCCAGGGUUGGCGUUGUGUCCCAGGCUGCGGGACAGCCCUGCUCCGGCAGCCUCGCCUAGCAGCUCUGGCACACGUGCAGGACGCGUCCCUGCUGUUCCCGUGCGACCAUGAAGUUGUGGAGGAUGCCCCCUUCCAUUGUGGAGAUGGUUUCUAUUGCGCUAGAGGGAGUUUCAUUUGUCGCCGAAAAAUUCUCAAUCCUUUAGUACAACUGCGGCUCUCUUCAAUCAUCCAUUAUUCAGUGUAUGAGAUCUUGGGUGAGUGCUACUAUGAUAGAAGAUGCGUAAAUAAUGUUUUAGUAAUGGAUGUUGGUUGCCUUUGUGAGAAGCUCUCAGGCUGUGUACAAGGAAACAGUAUGGUCGUAUCCCUUGGUGGUUAUCCUUGCAGCAGGCAUGAGCACGGGGACAAAAACUAAUUGCAGGCCAGGGAGGUUAGUAUAAGGCAAGCUGUUUAAAUUUCCAUGAUGCAACACCCAUCAAGUAUUCAGUUGGGAUUUCAAAACCGGGAUAACUAAAUACUGGGAGAUGAUAGACAAUUUUCCAGGUAACUCUUGUGAUUUUUGAAUGUAGGACCUGAAUAGUUGAUGUGUGUAGCAGAAGAAUGCAGAGCGACUAAUUAUUUGAGAUAAUUUUUUAACCUCAGAUAGGAUAAUGUGGGAUAUUAUUGGUUCAUCAUGUCUGCACUAAGAAGGCAAUGAACAUGAACCAAAUAAUUGAUCCGACUUAAUUUUGUUUGUUUGCUCUAUGUAUGGUAACACGUCUCUGUCAUGCUUAUUCUUAACUGCCACAUUUAUGGACAAGAACUCAUUAGUUAGUUUAGUUCCUCUUUUCUGUUCUACACUUAUAGCAUUAAGGGCAUCGUGCGAUAGUUAGCAGGUUCUUUUUGUGGUUGGUCAGGACAUCCUGCUACAUAGUUCGACCAUUUUAUUUAGUAUAAUUGAGAAACACGUCACUUGAUUUUUCUUUCAAGUUACAUUGAUGAGACAAUAGAUUGGCUAUAUAGUGUAAGUUUGUAGCAUGACUGUGAGGUCUAUUGCCCCCUAAAGUUUCAUAUAUUGCAUUACCUCAGUUCUUUUAAUGAUGUUUAGAUAGAUUGAUUUUCGUUCAUUCAUUAUGCAUUGCAAUGUUAACUUCCUCACUACCCAUUAAUUUCCAAUGUUCAUAUGUGAAGACAUGCUCAUAUGCACUUCUACGUCUCACAUGGUUAACCCUUUUUUGGAAUAGAAAGGCAGGAUGGAUAUUGUUUCAGUGUAGGUAUUCUUUAGUCUUCAGUGUCAAUUGCCCGACCCUUGAGCUCAUUAUCUCCCAUUCGUUCAAGACAACAAGAUAAAGAAAUAGCAUGUCAUGUGCAUCCAUUGAGAAUAGUUCUGAAUUAGCCUACUGAAAACUAUUGUAGUAUAUAGUUUGAGGAGGAACAAUGUAUUGUGAAAAUUAGUGAUUUUUCACUAAUAGGACGGUUACUAAUUUGGAGUGUAAUUUCACUCAUUUAUGUAGUAACUCUGAUCCUACUAUGCUGCUACAUGUGGUCUGGAACAAAAAAAAUUGUUAUGAAGCACAUGGAUUAUAGAGGUGGUAAUAAUGAAGUAUCCUUAUAAGGUGUUUGGUUCACACUUCUGUAACGUAGCGUCGUAGCCUAAGUUUUGAAUUGUUUUGCAGCUCUGCCUUGGUUGUUACUCACCUUCACUCCACUCUCCAUUAGCCAUGUCACAUUGGCUAGCGUUGUAGAGAGGUCGCCUAGAGAUGAUCUCAAAUUGCUCACAUGCCGGAACAUUGAUGAGAAAAAUCAACUGUGCUCCUCUAUCUACUGUCCGACACCUCCACCUUACAUAAUCCUAGGCCUCAUGCAAAAUGAAUGUAUGUUCUUGAGAUCCUGCCUAAAAUAUGGCAGAGGGACUUCAGAAAGGUUGCCCAUGUAUAAUACAGUAAAGCUGGCAUAUUCAGUGAUCAAGUGGUGGUAUAUUGAAUUAUAAUCUGACAUGUUAUCUUGAGU
Messenger RNA from Triticum aestivum (bread wheat), 2465 nucleotides. RefSeq lists its product as uncharacterized. The coding region runs from base 427 to 891 and encodes 154 amino acids. The transcript is spliced from 5 exons. Lineage: Eukaryota; Viridiplantae; Streptophyta; Magnoliopsida; Poales; Poaceae. The record is from RefSeq and is a predicted model, not a curated record.